Molecule: messenger RNA, 408 nt
Organism: Penicillium nucicola
Lineage: Eukaryota; Fungi; Ascomycota; Eurotiomycetes; Eurotiales; Aspergillaceae
Product: YOS1 family protein
Exons: 3
Coding region: 1-408 (135 amino acids)
Biological process (GO): endoplasmic reticulum to Golgi vesicle-mediated transport
Cellular component (GO): Golgi membrane; endoplasmic reticulum membrane; COPII-coated ER to Golgi transport vesicle
Source: RefSeq, a predicted model, not a curated record
AUGUUUCUCUUCGGUCUGGGGAAGCUGGUCUACGUGAUCAUCCUGAUCAUCAACGCCAUCGCCGUCCUCUCCGAGGAUCGCUUCCUAGCUCGCAUCGGAUGGGGUCGCACACAAGCAGAGCCAGCCUUUGGCUCGGCCCACGAUAGCACAAGCGUCAAGGCCAAGACCAUCAACCUGAUCGCCAGUGUGCGAACAGUCAUGCGAAGUACGUACACCCCGCCAGCGCCAUUCCCAGUCCCGCCUCCGACUCCAAUUCAAGCUAUAUUCCUCGGUCGAGCAGUCCCAGCGCCGCGCGACAUGCUAUCCCGAUCCCGGCGAGGAAGUUCACUAGCUAACAGUCCCUCCAAUUUAGUACCCUUGAUCGUCAUAAACACAGUCAUUAUUGUGUACGAACUGAUCCUCGGAUAA